CGUGACUUCCUGUUCAUUCGCCUGUUCAUGAGUAACGCUUCAGAAUUCCAGCAUAUUAACAGCAAUAUAACUAAGGCAUAUUAAUGGCUAAGGCAUUGGCCUCUUGAGCCAGGGAUCUUGGGUUCGAGUCCCGUCUGGGGUGAAACCAGAAGCAGUCAAGAAGGACAGAGUUAGUCAGAAGAUAUGCAUUAAACUUCAUCCUUAUUUCAUUACCAGUUACCUAUUUUAAAUGUGAGACUUUUACAAAUGAAAUACUUUUAUUCACCUAAACAUUUAACAGGCUUUGUCAUUUCUAAUGCCAAAUCUGUAAAACUAAUUUUAUCUAUACAACCACGUCAUCCAACAAUGCAUGUAUUUAAAAUGUAUUUUAUCAAAAAAAAGUUCUUGUGUCGCAUGUGUACCCAGUUUUGACUGUUGUAGUGAGUCUGCGCAUUGUAGGACCUGCUGGUGGGGAAACCGGAAAUCAGUCAUUAGCGUUGCCAGAUUGGUUGUGUAGUUAUAUUUUUUUGUUAAGCAGAAUGCUAAACAAGACUUCAGAAUGGUGGACACAAUACGUCUAGCCUGUUAUGUCAUUUGAUAUUGUGUAGUUUAUAGUCGUAUGGGCUGUGAUUUAUAUCUUGACUUAUCUCAUAUCAUCUGCUCCAAUCUGGCAACCCGGACAAAGAGCGAGGCGUUUAAAGCUGCGAGCAUCAACGCCACAGUCAGAGACACAGAGAGCGGGAGAGCAUCCGAGGAAUUCAAAUAGUAUACAACUUAGCUGUUAAAAUCACUGUCAAAUACAUAUAAUAUAUAUCAGCAGUCAUUCACUGCCUAAUGGCUACGGCUACGAAGGAUAAAGGGAAGCCGGUACUUAGGGAUGUAACUGAAAACGCAUCCAGUUCGGCACACAGCAUCCAACAGAAUAAUAACAACAACAACAAUAAUAACAACAACAACAAAGACAGCGAAGGAAAUGAUGGAACGACGUCCACGUCUGCACCGAUCGACACAGAGAGUGUUAGACAAGGGUCCGGAUCCGGGGUCACCGCGAGCGCCAAAUGGGUCCGGCUCAAUGUCGGCGGUACCGUGUUCCUAACGACGCGCCAGACACUGCUCAAAGAGCAAACAUCCUUCCUGUACAGACUGUGCCAGCAGCAAGACCUGCAUUCUGACACGGAUGAAACAGGCGCCUACGUGAUCGACAGAGAUCCCACAUACUUUGGCCCUAUACUCAACUACCUCCGUCACGGGAAACUGGUUUAUAACAAGGAACUGGCUGAAGAAGGUGUCUUGGAGGAGGCAGAGUUUUAUAACAUCACUCCACUGAUUAAACUAAUUAAAGAGAGGAUUCUUGAGCGAGACUGUAAGGCCUCUCAGCAGGUACCUCCGAAGCAUGUCUACAGGGUUUUGCAGUGUCAGGAGGAGGAGCUGACGCAGAUGGUGUCCACAAUGUCAGAUGGCUGGAAGUUUGAGCAGAUGGUGAAUAUUGGCUCAUCGUACAGCUAUGGUACAGAGGACCAGGCAGAGUUCCUCUGUGUUGUUUCCAAAGAACUGCAUACAUCUGGUGGAGGCCUGGGGACUGAGCAGAGCCACAAGAAUAAGGCAUCAGACACUCAAGUGGAGGAAGGAGAAAAGGAGGAGAAGAAAGAGGAAGACGAGAGAGAAAGAAAUGCCACCCCAAAUGAGUGGUUUUAGAGAUUAGGAGACUUGUGUCAUUGUUCCAAUGACAGAAAUGGCUUUUCCAGAUUCAUGGAUCCCGGAUGUAAAUUAUACAUCUUUUUUUUGUAUUGUAUUGUAAUUAUUAUUUUUUUCAAUAUCAGUAGAUAAACCAGCAGCUGAAAAAAUAAUCAGGAAUGCAGAUGGAACUGUGGGUGCUGUAGCUGGAGAAAGUAUUAUUGUUUAAGCAAGAAAAGAUAAUAGAUCUUACAAAACCUGUGACCAAAGGGCAACGAGUGGUAAAACUCUUCUACCAUUAGUGUAAUGAAAAGGGAUUAAAAAAAAAUUAAACCUGGUCCAUGAUUCAGCAUUCACUCACUAGAAUAUCUUACUCCUACCAUAAUCUUAUAUCAGCAAUAUGAAGAUUGUUGUAAGCAUCUUGACAAAAUUAUGAAAUGCGAAAUAAUUCGUAUUUUUGUGUGAAUAUGGCUGUGAAAAUGUGACUCAUAUAAAGAUAUGUGAAUGUGAAUCAUACAGGCACGUAGCCUGAACACCAUGUAAUGAAAAGUAGACUUGCUGUUAUACAUUAUUCUGUGCCGGGUGCUGAAUUUCUCCAGUGUUGUGGGUGGUUUGUCUAAAAUUACCAUCAUAUAAUGUGAUACUUACAACAGGGUCUGGUUUUAAAGCUAUAUUAUAAGAUUAUGUGAUGCCCUUUUGUCUUGCAUUUAUUAUGAUAUUAAAAACUCAUUUUAAUUCUGAAGUACAAUAACUCAGUUCAACCAGAAAUUCAGUUAUUUAAAAACAAGUCCAAAAUUCAGCACAAGAUCAAAACUGAGCUAUAACUGAGCAUGUUCAUUACAUACUCAAGUGUUGCAAAUGUUCAUUUUUUUAGAGAUAUGAGAGAAACUUAAGUGUGUGAAGUGAGAGGUUUCACCAUUAAAAGACCAUUUUUAAGCACUUACAAUGUUACAGUGACACAUUUUUAUAUUCAUUCUCAAUAUUUUAGCCAGAUGGCAAUCGUAAUCAUAAUCAUGUCCUAGGCUUUAGGUUUGUAUGUGUUAUAGGUCGUAUAGGUUAUACUGAGUGUAGAAUGUUAUUUGUGAAUGUAUAGAAUGCCUUCAUAUAGAAAGCCAUCCAAUUUUGUAUGACAACACAAUAUACACUAAUGCAUCAGAAUGGUAUUUUCUUUCUUUGAUUAAUGCAGUGUAGUUUAUUUAUUCUUUCUUUUAAAUGUUUCAAUUUUGGCUUAUUAUUUCAUUCAUUCUAAAUGUAUACUUACUAAAACAAAGUUGUGGUCCUGUACACUGUACAUGAAUUUGAGGUGAGAAACUUAUUGCUCAAGCUCACUUUUCUUCCACCUUCCUGACGGAAAAUUUUAUUUUAUUUUAACAGCAAACGUUGCAUAAAUAUUCUUUAUGUUAAAAUCAUAAUCUUGAGCCACACCUAUUAGGUCUGGAUCACUACCAGUCAUGAACUAAUAGACUAAAGUGCUUUGUUUUGUUUGAUUAUAUAUUGAUUCUUUUGGGAAAUUUUGAGUGCUGAAUAUCAAUUUAUAUGUUUUUUGUUAAUGGUGUUGGUAAGAGAUUAUCAGUAAAGGACACAGGAGUUCUUUUUCGGUCAAAAAAAGAAUAUCUCACCAGUUUCCAGCCGCUUUAAAAGGAACACCUGGACACAUGCUAAUUCCUGCAAUUUUCCAAACACACAAUACCAAAUACAGGCCUGGAGCUUUUGAUAGACCAUGGCAUUCACACACAACAGUCUCUAUUAAAAGAAAUCCAGUGAGUAGUGCUUCUGUGGUUAGAAAAGCCUUCUUACAGUCUACAAGGCAGGCUACAGGCUACAGUCACUCAAAUAACCACUCUUUACAAUCGUAUUAAGCACAAA
This is a messenger RNA of Tachysurus vachellii, 3519 nucleotides long. RefSeq names its product potassium channel tetramerization domain containing 17 (gene kctd17). Gene Ontology annotation, molecular function: cullin family protein binding. The record is from RefSeq and is a predicted model, not a curated record. The transcript is spliced from 7 exons. Gene Ontology annotation, biological process: proteasome-mediated ubiquitin-dependent protein catabolic process; protein homooligomerization. Gene Ontology annotation, cellular component: Cul3-RING ubiquitin ligase complex; cytoplasm. The coding region runs from base 814 to 1674 and encodes 286 amino acids. NCBI's taxonomy places the organism in Eukaryota, Metazoa, Chordata, Actinopteri, Siluriformes, Bagridae.